Messenger RNA from Gossypium raimondii (Peruvian cotton), 537 nucleotides. RefSeq lists its product as uncharacterized. Lineage: Eukaryota; Viridiplantae; Streptophyta; Magnoliopsida; Malvales; Malvaceae. The transcript has a single exon. The record is from RefSeq and is a predicted model, not a curated record. The coding region runs from base 1 to 537 and encodes 178 amino acids.
AUGUCCAACGCUUGGAAACUAACUCACCGGAUGAAAAGAUUUACCGUUGGGGCAAUGAUAACUCCUGAAUAUAAUGGGUGGUGGAGUAAGAGGAUUAACGAUAAUAUUCCCGAGCCAAGUCACGAAGGCAGUCAGUUAAUAGAGGAGCAUUUACGGGUCGUCCCUUCUGAACUACAAAUAUUAAAGCAAGACUUUGAAAGAAGAAAUGCAGAGUUGGAAAAGCAGAUAGAGCAAAUAAAGGAAGAAAAAAUAAACUUAAGAUUGGAUGUAGAUGUUCAGAAGCUUGAGGCGGAGCGAUUAAAAAAGGGGAAAGCUAGGGCUGAAGAAAAUCUUGAUAGUUUGAAAACAGAUUAUAAGAAGUUACGAUUAUCAAUGAGGACUGCCAGGUUGGGAAAGACUUCUGAGCUGUGGCGUAAGGAGAUUCAACAAGAAAAGAAUAAGGCUGAUGAAUGGGAAAGGAGGUUCCAAGAAAUUCAAGCACAGAACGAGACUCUAAAGAGGAGUUUGUCAGAGAAUCAAAAGGAAAAAGGGAGCUAG